Alligator mississippiensis (American alligator) is the source of this 2388-nucleotide messenger RNA. It is a transcript of the gene IER5L, whose product is annotated as immediate early response 5 like. The coding region runs from base 87 to 983 and encodes 298 amino acids. The transcript has a single exon. Lineage: Eukaryota; Metazoa; Chordata; Crocodylia; Alligatoridae. The record is from RefSeq and is a predicted model, not a curated record.
GCACUCGAGGUGGAGGCGGGCGGGCCGGGGGGGGGGAGCUGGCGGGGAUCCCCCCUGCUCUCCGCGCGGAUGCAGCUGAGGAGCCGAUGCUGAGGGGCCGGCGGAGGAUGGAGGGCGCCCUGGAUGCCCAGAGCCUCAUCAGCAUCUCCCUGCGCAAGAUCCACAGCUCGCGCACGCAGCGCGGGGGCAUCAAGCUGCACAAGAACCUGCUGGUGUCCUAUGUGCUCCGCAACGCGCGGCAGCUCUACCUCAGCGAGCGCUACGCCGAGCUGUACCGCCGCCCGCCGCCCCCGCACGCGCCCUACCCGCCGCCCGCCGCCCCGCUCGCCGGCCCGCCCGAGCUCGGCCCGCUGCCGCCCGGCGCGGAGGAGCAGCCGCCCGGCCCCAUGCCGCGGGGCUGCGGGCUGCCGGAGCCGCCCGUGCUGCUGCCGCCGCCCCACGACCCCGCGCCGCUGGAGCUGCCCGGCGCCCCGCCGCAGCCGCCCUCCCCGUGCAGGGACUCGGCCCCCGGCUUCUACCGGAGCGGCGGCUGCGCCUACCCCGCGCUGCCCGGCCACUGCAGCGGCCGCACCACGGUGCUGGACCUGGACACGCAUGUGGUGACCACGGUGGAGAACGGCUACUUGGCCCCGGACUGCUGCUCGCAGUGCCCCUGCUGCUGCCCGCCCGCCCCGGGCACCAAGCGCAAGUACUACCCGGGGCCGGGCGAGGAGGACGACGAGGACGAGGACGAGCCGGCGGCGGGCGGCGGGGCGGCGGCGGGCGUGGGGGUCGCCCCCUGCCCCAAGCGCGCCCGCUUCGAGGAGCUCAGCCCCGAGCCGCCCCCGGACGCCUCCAACAUCUCCAACUUGAUCUCCAUCUUCGGCUCCGGCUUCACGGGGCUGGUGAGCCGGCAGCAAGCGGACUCGGAGCACGGGCAGCUGUGCAGCAAGCAGGCGCUGGCCAGCCUGGGCGCCUGGACUCGAGCCAUCGUGGCUUUCUAGGGGGGGCGGCGGGGCGCGAUGGCCGGGACACGGGCCGGGCAGCGGCCCCUGGAACAAAGGCGGGGGGCGGGCGGGGGGGGCGAGGGGCGCCCCGCUCCUCUUUUCUAGCUGGGACCAUACAGACACCUCGGAGCUCGGGGCUUUAUUUUUGCAGAGAGGAGGAGAAGACGGAAAAAGAAACACAAAAACAAAAAGCGGAGGGAAGGAGCGGCCGCGCGGCCCCGGCUCCGUGCCCUUUGUGUCCGCGCUCCGGGGAGUUGGCGGGGGCGCGGGGAGCCGGGGCGGCCGCCACGUGAGGCGCCUGGUGCUGCCCGGCGGAGCCGCUGGACGGGUCGGCGGGGCCGGGGAGGUGGGAGAGCUGCACCCGUCUCCCCUCCCCUUCCCUCCCUCUCCCGGAGUUGGGGAACGGGAAACUCUGCAGCCGGGGCCGGGAGGCAAGGGGAGCUGCGCUUGCCGCCGGCCGGGCAGGAAGGGAGGCAGCCUGCGAGCAGGCUGCUCCGUCCGGGUGCUGGCCCCUUUCCCCCUGCAGGAGAGCCCGGUCCCGGGGCUCCCCGCGCUCCCCUCCCUGGAGGGAGCGGGCUCCGACCAGGCAGAAGCGACAGCCUUUCCCCUUUGCCCCUUCCCGCCCCGUCCGGAGCAGGGUGGGCGGCGGGGAGGGGGCGCUGCUCGCUGCUCCCUGGGACCCGCAGCGCCCGGCCCCGCGGCGCGGCACGGGGGGACUACAUCUCCCGUCAUGCACAGCGCUGCACCCCCCCUCCCCCCGCUGUGUCCCAUCCCCUAGGUGUGCGCGGCCGCCCCAGGUAAAGCUCCGUCUCGCGUCUCCCUGGGGCGCCGCCGGCCUCUCCCUCCGCCGCCGCGCGGCUGCUUUGCUCUUUUCUUUCCCCUUUUCUCUCCUUUUCUUUCUUUCUUUUUUUUUUUUUUCUUUUCUUUUUCUUUUUAAAAGUUGGGCUGUUCUGGCUCCCGCCCCCGCGCUGCUCCAGCCAGCAUUGUCCGCUCUUGUGCAGAGAUCCGUGUCCUGUGGUGUCUCCUGCCCGCCGGGGCGGGUCGGUCCGUUUGUUUGUUUGGUUCUCUUUUUUUUUUUUUUUUAAUUAUUUUCCUUUUUGAUAUUUGGACUUCAAAAAGAAAGAAAAAACGAAACACACAAAAAAACACAAAAAACAAAACCUUUUGUUGUAAAAAGGUGGUUUUUUUGCAGCCCCCCCUCGCCCCCACGGUAUAAGCACUAUGUGUAUUAAGGACGCGUUUCCCAACGCUGUGUCUUUCUCUCUCUCUCUCUCUCUCUCUCUCUCCCCCCUUUUCUUUGUUUGUAACCCUGUAUUUUUGUGCAUAUGGACUUGUAUAUCACCGGGUAAAACUGUUCAGAUUUGUUUAAAUUUAUAAUCUUAAUAAAAAGUCAAUUAUAAAA